AUGGCUAUGAGAUCUGGGAUUUCCCUCCGCAGAGCAGUGUGUGGUUUAAUGGAGGGCAACUGCAACAGGCCCUCCUCCCUUCGCUAUUUCAGCGAUGGCAAAGGUCGUAUUCUCAGUGAAGAAGAGCGAGCUCAAGAAACUGUUUAUAUCCAGAAAAUGGAGAGGGAAAGGAUGGAGAAGCUGAAGAAGAAGGCGGCCGAGCAAGAGAAAGCUGAAAAAGAAAAAUCGGACAAGUGA
Striga hermonthica is the source of this 237-nucleotide messenger RNA. The record is from the annotation of a GenBank genome assembly. Lineage: Eukaryota; Viridiplantae; Streptophyta; Magnoliopsida; Lamiales; Orobanchaceae.